CUGUUUGCACUACCUUCUCUGAUUUUGACCCCUGCCUGCCUCACCACCCUGUACGCUUUUAUACCCUGUCAUGUAAAUAAAAGUGAACUACAUUAGCUCUGCCUCUGGUGUCUGCAUGUGUGUCCUGCCCUGUGCUCCUGUUAUCCUGCUGGCACUAGUUGUGACUCCCUGUUUCGUUUAUGAAAAAAAACAACCACACAUAGAGGACACGCUGACAGUUGGGUUGACAAAGUCUCAGCAAUGGAGGGGAUGAUUUCUACGUUGACUCUGCUGUGUCUGGUGCUGUCUGGUGUUGGUGCCAUCCAAGUGGUCAUCCCUAAAGACGUGUAUGAGUAUGCCCGGGGUGACAACAUCACACUGCCCUGCACCUUUACACCUAAACCUGGAAGUACCCCCAGUCUAGUCAUUGUCUCAUGGUCUGUUGAGGGUUUAGAAGCUGGCGCUGAGGAGCACCUGAUCCUCACCUACUACUCCACUGGUGUUACUGACAUCACACAAAUAUAUGAAGGUCGGGUGUCUGUGGAUGUAAACAUUGGAACUGGAAAGGCCAACUUAAAUCUGUCCUCCAUCACAUUAGCUGACAACAAGAUCUUUAAGUGUCUUGUCCAGAUCCCAGGUGAUGAGGAUGGCAAGCCAUUAGACACUGCGCGUUUGGUGGUUUUAGUGGCUCCGUCUACACCCAUCUGUAAGAUUCAGGGUAAGGCAGAGUACGGCCAGAACAUCAACCUGACCUGUGUGUCUGAGGAGGGUUCCCCACCACCCACUUACUCAUGGGAAAGUCGCGAUGUACGAAACAUGCCUCGUGUUCCUGACCCCAGAACCACUGACAGGGGAGGCAUCCUGUCUCUUUACAAUAUCUCCAAAGAUACAUCAGGAUUCUACACCUGCACCUCAAGGAACAAGAUCCGUGCUGCAAGCUGCAACAUCACCCUCGCAGUCAUGCCUCCUUCCAUGAACAUCGGCUCCACUGCAGGAAUCAUUGCUGCAGUUGCCGGCUUGUUGGUCAUACUCAUCAUCAUCAUCUACUGCUGCUGCUGCCGCAAGAAGAAGGAGGACGAGGAAUAUGCCAUGGGAGUCCGUGAGGAGGAGUACCACGACAAAGAGCCAAAUGGCAAGAGUCACCGUGCUGAGGACGCACGCAGUCCUGACGACUCCAGUGUGAGGAGCCCUGACGACCGUUACGAGGAACGGAGCGAGCGUGGCAAUGACCGCCGCAGGGACUAUGACGAUCGCCGCAGCGACUAUGAUGAUCGUCGUAGCGACUUUGAUGAUCGUCGCAGCGACUAUGAUGACCGCCGCAGGGACUAUGAUGACCGCCGCAGGGAUGACCACCGCAAGGACUACAAUGAUCGCCGCAGCGACUACGAUGACCGCCGCAGCGACUACGACGACCGCCGCGACAGGUACAGCGAUCGCAAUGAGCGCUACGACGACAACCGCCACUACGACGAUGAGCGCCGCUACAAUGACCAGAGAGACCGUCGCUAUGAUGACAAUGACCACUACGAUGAGCCCUAUGAUGACCGUGACCAUGACAGACCACCUGUGCCAAACAAUAAGCCAGCGAGGAGGGACUACGAUGACUAAGGCCUCCAGUCUGUACCAACCACUGUCUUCCAUCUUCUGUUUUAGUUUCACUGACUUUUUUUCUCCAAUGGCCACUAGCCUACUUCGCUCCAUGUGUGACCUAAUUGGCUUUAACAACAUUUUGCCUCAGUGGACCUAGCAAUGAUAUAAUUGUCUCAAAAAACCUUUUAUACAUAUACUAAAGUUAAGAAUAACAUGUUUGAGAGAGGGAACAGUUUAAGGGUCAGGUUGUUUAUCAUGUUAAUAAGGUGUAGUUGUGACUUGAAGCACAAGACCUGGAGGAUCAGUUAGGGAGGGGCAGGGAAUCCAAAAUGGCGGCCACAAAGCCCAUCUGAUCUGUUUUUAAGAGGGAGUAGGUGGGUGGGGUCAACAGUUAGAAUCCCUGUACUUAAGGUAUAAACACUGCCCAGGGCAAAAUCCGUACCUUUGAUGUGCAGCCAAACUCGAGUCAUGCAAAUAUUAAAAGUCGAAAAAACAUUUAACAGAUUCCCCCAGAAACAAAUUAUUUUUACACAUUAUAGGUCCACAUUUUAAAGUAAUAUGUUUGUCUUAUAUAGCCACUAUAAUCCAAUAUGCAAGUUAAUCAUCUUACUUCUUUGACAGUAUGUAUACACACACAUACAUACAUACAGUUUUCAUUUUUCUGCAUUUUCGCUCCUAGUGAAAUCGAAUAUAUGCAGUCAUUUCUGUGAUAUACAGUUUUUAUAUACUGUUUUUUGUUUGACUUUGAAAUGUGUGUAGUUAGAAGUUUACUGCAGCUCAGUCAGGUUUGGUCACAUUCUGAUGUGGGGACACAAACACACAUUGUGAGAAAAAGCAUGUGACCUAUGCUGCCUGAUGUGUGGAAGUGAGUUAUCUAGAAAUUAUGUGGAAUUUUAGCUUUAAACCUGAUAUGUAGACAUUGUUACAAAAUAAUGCAAGGCCCUAAGAUGGCUUCUGCUGAUGGGUGUAACUGGUGUUUGUUUUUUUUAUGAAGCUAUCUUCACACGAAAGAAAUAGGCUUCAGUUUUAUGUUAUUAUUACUAGAAUAUUAGCUUACAAGGAUUAUUUUUCUAUACUAAGUCAGCUUGAGUGCCUUCAGUUUCUCUAUUUUUUUUCUUCCUUUUUUAAACCACAACAUUACAGAAACUAGAACUAGAGCUUCCACUCAUUGUUGGGAUUAAUAAUGGCAGAUCUCUCAGGUUCUCGGUUUUUAUUAUAUUAUUUUAUUAUUGUUAUAUUUUGUAAAUGGAAAUCCUGAUUCCAGUACAUCUGAACUUUCACCAGAAUCUGUGUACAAUCUCUGUAAUGCCAUGUCACCUUUAAAGAUAUUGUUUUUUUAAUUAUGUUAAAUGACUGUAAAGAGAUUUCUAUUGAAAUGCAAUGAAAUAUAACAAUCUUCAAGCUAUUGUUUUAUCUCAGCAAUAAUAAUUUUAACAGUUUAAAUUGGGAUUUGUCAAAAUUUGAAAGAUGACAGUUGUGUUCGAUUUGAGAUAUGCUGUAAAAAAUAAAGCAGAUGAAAUAAAAUGA
Lates calcarifer (barramundi perch) is the source of this 3096-nucleotide messenger RNA. Its product is annotated as cell surface A33 antigen. The transcript has 7 exons. NCBI's taxonomy places the organism in Eukaryota, Metazoa, Chordata, Actinopteri, Centropomidae. Bases 241 to 1587 code for a protein of 448 amino acids. The record is from RefSeq and is a predicted model, not a curated record. Gene Ontology annotation, cellular component: plasma membrane.